Molecule: messenger RNA, 2166 nt
Organism: Salvelinus sp. IW2-2015
Lineage: Eukaryota; Metazoa; Chordata; Actinopteri; Salmoniformes; Salmonidae
Source: RefSeq, a predicted model, not a curated record
GAAUCUCGAUGGUGUACACACAUAAAGCUACAGACAUAAGCUACUUUUUCGUAGCAGGUUAGGAGAACUUCCGUAUCAUGUUUGGAUAAUUCGCGUAGCCGGUUGGGAUAAUUAGGUUAGCGAAAAUSCUCUUCUAACCUGCUUCAAAAUGUCCCUUCCGGUCGUAGCGAUAGACAAAAGUGGGUAAUGUCUAGAAGGGAUCCAGCUUUUGUCAAAUUUACGUCAAAYUUAUUUUUUGUUGUUGUUGCAUUUUACCUAAUCUUAACCUGCCACAAGUAUUAUCAUAACCUGCUGCGUAUGUUCUCCUAGGUGAAUGAACGUAGCAGGUUAGGGAAAGGGUUAGCUAAAAUUCUAUCAUAACCUGCUACAAAAAGUAACUUCCGUCCGUAGCUGCAUUCUAUCUAGUCACAACUGUGAACUCCGCUUUCGUUGCUGUACGAUGGUGAAACGAGCACACCUGAGUAACGUGUACAUUUUUGUUUCCCAAUCACACGAAUGAGGAGGAGACUAAUUCGGAUGACACAUGAACAUGUAACAACAAACGAAAAAAACAACCUUUUGGACCAUGCUASCAAAGAUACUGUUCUGUGACGCUAAUACAUGCUAAUACUAGCUAGCAUGAUGAGACCAAAGAGAACCUGUUGUGUCGGUGUAUGUCGUGCUUGCGGGGAAAACAUUUCCAAUAGAAUAUACGUGCACAGUCUCUUCAGUCAGUUCGACGGUCAAUGUUUGAAACCAUUUGACUACACCACAGCAUUGGAGGACCUCACUGGACCAAUUUCUCAGGACGAUGCUUUACCACAGAUCAUUUGCGAAACGUGUCGUAAACUUCUCAAAAGRUACUACAAAAGCUUUUGCGAUGUGGAGAAAAUUGGCAGUAUAUUUCGAGAAAGUGCUCAGAAGCAGAGGGAGAGUCACUCUCUCGCAUGGCGAACUCGGGACCCCCAACAGGGUGAGAUUAGUAUCACCCCCUUUCCCCAAGAGAGAAYGACAGACGCGUGUAAAGUUACCCCGCGAGAUUUGACCGUAACGUUAGUAGUUGUGCCAAAGAGCGAGAACACGGACGAAGACGCCACACCAGAUCCCAACAACGAUAACAUCAAACCUGAGCCUGCAGAAAUCUCAGUAUACCUGGAAGAUGAUAUGGAGCCGGAUCGACAGUCUGGCGAUGAUGAUGAUGAUGCUUCUUCGAAGCUAAGCCAGGUGAGUGUGCCAACUAAAUACAUCCUUACUGGACCCAUGGAGAAACUUGUGGAUAACAUUUUGAAUGGACAAUUCUUCAGCGCAGCAAAGGCAAUCAUGGAUAUUCCUGAUUUGGCUUCCCUUGUCACUAAAGAGGUUUUGAAUCAAGUCGUCAAAGAAUGCAAAGAGCUCACUAGCGUUCCAUUCAACUCCAUACUUAGACAGACCAGUUCAUCCUCUCUGGAAGCCUUCAGRUGGGACACUGUUUUUACUGAAUGGAAGACAACCGCACCCACGUUCCUUGGGUUUCUGGAGUCCGCAAGCACAYCUACAUGGGUUUCUGCCAUGACCAAAGAACGUACACAGAGAAAGAACUUCGCCAUAGGCAUGGCUGGAGCCACUCUUCUCAAGGUACGUUGCGGCAGGAUGAGUGCACCCAUGUAUCGGAACUCGCUUAUCAUGCACCAGGCUCAGAAGAAAAAGUGCUUCAAUAGGUUUGCCAGACUUGGUGUCUGUGUUACUAAGCAAAGCAUGCUUCAUCUGUUGAGAAGAGUCAGGGCAUCUGAAGAAGUAACCAGGACUCCCUCUGCAGGUGAAGACCACAACUACGACUCAGUAGCGCCAAGAAGAUCCACAGAAAAUACUGACAGACAGGAGGACCCAGAGCCCACAGCGACUGAGAAGCAGCAGGAACCAAGGACCAGUCUGGGGGAAGAGCAGCUUCCAGACUCUGGAACGACAGAGUCCACAACACCCACAGUCACAUGCACUCCUCUCUUUAGGAGCAAAAACCAUGGUCAGGGCCCAUCCAAAUGCCAGGCCAAGCCCAAACCUCUGCCCAAACCCCAGCCUCAGCCCCAACAUCAGGCCCAGCCUCAGCCCCAACAUCAGGCCCAGCCUCAGCCCAACAUCAGUCCCAGCCUCAUCCCCAGCCUCAGGCCCAGCCUCAGCCCCAACAUCAAGCCCAGCCCAAACCCCAGCUAA